This is a messenger RNA of Tinamus guttatus (white-throated tinamou), 1749 nucleotides long. Lineage: Eukaryota; Metazoa; Chordata; Aves; Tinamiformes; Tinamidae. The record is from RefSeq and is a predicted model, not a curated record.
UCUAAGAUAUUACUCACAUCUUCAGCAAAUUCAAGCUUUUUAUACAUUCCCAUUCCACCCAAUGAUGACUGCAGUGCCCAACAUGGAAGUGCUGACUGAACAGCCAACCCUAGAGGGCGUUCCAGAGCCAAACGUGGCUCAGGAACCUCCUAAAGCAGUUGCAAAAGGAGGAAGGAAAAGAAAAACCAAAGCAGCUGAGCCAAAGCAACCCAAAAAACCUGCUGCUAAAAAAGAAAAAGCAACCAAAUCAAAAGGCAAACAAGAAAAGAUCACAGAUACUUUUAAAGUCAAAAGGAAAGUGGACCGUUUUAAUGGUGUAUCUGAAGCGGAGCUUCUUACCAAGACUUUACCUGAUAUUUUGACCUUUGAUCUGGACAUUGUAAUAAUUGGCAUAAACCCUGGCUUGAUGGCAGCUUACAAAGGACAUCAUUAUCCUGGACCUGGAAACCAUUUUUGGAAGUGUCUCUUCAUGUCUGGUCUAAGUAAUGAACAGCUGAACCAUAUGGAUGACCAUACUUUACCACAUAAAUAUGGGAUUGGAUUUACAAACAUGGUAGAAAGGACAACACCUGGAAGCAAAGACCUCUCCAGCAAAGAGUUUCGGGAAGGAGGGCGAAUUCUGGUGCAGAAAUUGCAAAAGUAUAAACCUCGUAUAGCAGCUUUUAAUGGAAAAUGUAUUUAUGAAAUUUUCAGUAAAGAAGUUUUUGGAAUAAAAAUUAAGAAAUUGGAAUUUGGAUUGCAGCCACACAAGGUGCCAGAUACAGAAACUCUCUGCUAUGUUAUGCCGUCAUCCAGUGCAAGAUGUGCUCAGUUUCCUCGUGCUCAAGAUAAAGUUCAUUAUUACAUAAAGCUGAAAGACUUAAGGGAUCAAUUGAAAGGCAUUGCACCAAACACAGAGGUGCAGGAGGUGCAGUACACAUUUGACUUGCAGCUUGCACAAGAGGAUGCUAAAAAGAUGGCUGUCAAAGAAGAAAAAUAUGAUCCAGGCUAUGAAGCAGCAUAUGGAGGAGCUUACUGCGAUCGUGCAAUAUAUGAAAAUGAACAGUGCAAUUUCUCUUCAAAUGGAACUGCAGCAAGCAAUCCACAGUACUGUGAGGGGUCAUCCUUUGGUGAAGUUCCCAAUGGACAGUGGAUGACACAGUCGUUUGCAGACCAGAUUCCAGAAUUCAGUGCUGGAAUGACACAGGAACAAGAAGGAAGCAGUGCCUAAUUGCUGUUUCUUCUUGGCUAUGCAUACAUGCUGCAGUUUUAAUGCAGUGAUCAAGAUUGGUACCUUGAUUCUCCAAACUGAAGCAUUUUAAUAGUAUUUUAUCUCCCCUAGUUAUUUUAUUAUAGUCAAAACUAAAUGUGUGUGGUAGGCUUAAAUCAAUGAAUUAGAUAAUUUUAAGAAAGUGUCCAACCUUUUUUAAAAAAAAAAUAGCUUUUUUUUUUUUGUAUAUGAGUUUUAUAUUUAAUGUAUGUCCUUUCUUGCGGUUCUUUACAAACUGUUUUCUCAUUUGUGAAGAUUCCCUUGGGGCGAUAAUUUUAUUCUGUAACUUGUAAUGUAGUAGUACCAGCGGUGGUUACACUUUUUACUGAUGCAUCGUAUAUUUGGAUAUCUCAUAAUCCUUUUAUAUCCAGAGAGGGGAGAAGGGGAAGAAUACCUUGGUCUUGCAUGAAGUGAUGUUUUUAAUCAUGCAGACUUAAGCAGUGUUUUUAAGUCUGCCUGUUGUUACCUUCUUAAAUAAUGCAGAAGGUUGUGUCCUGCAG